UUUAUAAAUAAUUUGAAAUUUAUUAUUCCGCGGAUGGCAGGAAAGAAGAAGGCUGAAGAGAACAAGAAGACUAAGAAAGACAAAAAGGCCAAAGAGGACCAGAAAGACGAGACUAAGAGCAGAAGGAAGAGCAAGGCUAAGGAAGACAAGAAGAAAGACAGAAAGGACUCUGGCUCUGAUGAAGAAGAGAAGAAAAUGAAGAAGGACCCAGCUGCCCCAAAGAAAGCUCUGAAUGCCUACAUGAUCUAUAGUGGCAAGAUCAGAGCCAAGGUAGUGGAAGAGAAUCCAGGCAAGAGCGUUGGCCAGAUAGGCAAGAUCCUUGGGAAGAUGUAUGAAAAGCUGAAGAAAGAUGUUGAAGCUGAUAAAGAAAGAUACAAAAAGCAGCUAGAAGAGUAUGAGGAGAAAGGGUUCUACAAGAGAGACGAUGGCACUACUUCUGACAAGCCAUCAAAGAAGGAACUCAAGCUCAAGAAAGAAAAAGAGAAGGAAAGAAAGCAGAAGGAAAAGGAGAAAAAGAUGAAAGAGGAAGAGAAGGCAGCUAAGGAUGAUGACUAUGAGCCUGAAGAUGGCAAGAAGCUAGGAAAGUCAAAGGGGAAAAGGAAGUCCAAGCACCUUGAGCCCGAGAAGAGAUCUCCAUCUCCCAGAAGAUCUCCUAGACUUUCUCAGAAGAGUGGUUCUCCCUCUCCAAGAAGAUCUCCCAGACACUCAAAAGUGAAGGCAAAGUAAGAAAAUUUUCAC
This is a messenger RNA of Moneuplotes crassus, 738 nucleotides long. NCBI's taxonomy places the organism in Eukaryota, Ciliophora, Spirotrichea, Euplotida, Euplotidae. The record is from the annotation of a GenBank genome assembly.